AUGAAGGCGUGGUCUCUCUUGUUGUGUUGCCUCCUGAUGGGCGGGGCCUGGGCGGGUCUGCAGGACAUCGUCCAGAAAAGUUCUGAGCGCCGGAAAGUCUCCAUCCUGAACCCGGAGCUGGAGGGUCGCGAGCCCGCCCAGAGCGCCGGCGCCGCCGCUUCGGGUCCCGCCGCCCCGGCCGACCUGGAGCAGCGGGACGACCUGCCUUCCUCCUUCAUUUUCGGCGACAACGUCAACCUGGAGUGGCGCCAGUGGAACGGCUCGCUGCCCAACGGCGCCGUGGCGAUCUACAACGGCUACAGCGGGCGCACCGACUACGUGUGCCAGUACAAGUGCGAGUCCGGCUUCUACAACGCCGCCCUGGGACCCUACUGCCGCUACCCCUACGGAGACCGCGAGUACUAUGCCCCCGAGUUCCAGAUCCUGACCAACAAAGACAACUUUGAGUUCUUGGAGUGGAAAGAGGGUUCCUACGGGUCCGUUCCCCAACACUCGGUCCGAACCUGCCUGGGGGCUGGCAUCUACGUGGGCAAGAACAAGUACGGCCUGGGCAAGGUGGUCCCCCAGUUCGAGGCCUUCUUCCUGCCGUGGGAGGGCGAGGAGUACUGGUACAAGAAGUACCAGGUCUUGACCAUCAACCGGGACGCCUACCGGCAGCACAUCUCUGACGUGGACUACGACCUGGACCAGGUGGCCAUCUUCCAGUACCCCCCCGAGACCAUGCGCAUCUCCGGGAUCACCAACAACGAGUGCCAGGCGGUGCAGAAGACCGUCACCAUCUCCAAGACCACGGAGACGGAGACCACCUGGAGCAUCGGCCGGGCCACCAUGCUGGGCGUCGCCGGCAGCAUCACCGCCAAAAUCCCGCUCAUCGGCUCCGGCGGCUUGGAGCUGAGCGGCGAGAAGACGCUGCAGUUCUCGCGGGGGACCACGGCGGUGGAGGCGCUCAGCCACUCCGUGUCCGUGGAGCUCCGGGUGGCCCCCAACCACUCCUGCAGGGUGCGGAUGGAGGGCCGCAGGGUCAAGGCCGACAUCCCGUACACGGCGCGCCUCAGCCGCACGUACCGCAACGGAGACACCCAGUGGACGUCCAUCUCAGGAACGUACGACGGCGUCCAGAUCGGAGAGGUGCGCGCCGUGGUGGACCGCUGUGAGCCCGUCGCCAACGCCGAGCCGUGCCCGUGAACUCUGUUUGCUGAGUCGACAAUAAAAA
Molecule: messenger RNA, 1213 nt
Organism: Nerophis ophidion (straightnose pipefish)
Lineage: Eukaryota; Metazoa; Chordata; Actinopteri; Syngnathiformes; Syngnathidae
Product: natterin-3-like
Exons: 2
Coding region: 1-1185 (394 amino acids)
Source: RefSeq, a predicted model, not a curated record